Camellia sinensis is the source of this 744-nucleotide messenger RNA. The record is from RefSeq and is a predicted model, not a curated record. NCBI's taxonomy places the organism in Eukaryota, Viridiplantae, Streptophyta, Magnoliopsida, Ericales, Theaceae.
AUGGUUAUGAAUCUUGGCGUGUGGUUGAAUUUUUUUUAUGAGAGUUUGACUCCUCAAAUUCGUGAAUUUGUAGAAAUGAUGUCUAAUGGUGAAUUUUUAAACAAAGAUCCAGAAGAAGCUUUUAGAUAUUUUGACCUAUUAGCUAAAAAUGCUCAAUCUUCGGAUACUACUGAGCCUUUGACAAAUUCAAAUAAAACCAACUCCUCUACAAUUUUAGGCAGUGGUAAGUACCAUUUAAAGGAUGAUGAUGAUUUGAGUGCAAGACUAGCGGGUUUAACUAGAAGACUAGAGGCCAUGGAGCUAAAGAAAUUCAAUGAGAUCACAACUUUGGCCAAAAUAGGAAAUGUCUUUGGAAUUUGUGAGGCCAUGGGACAUCUGACAUAUGAGUGUCCAACUAUUCCGACUUUCAAAGAAAUUGAGCAUGUCAAAUCUAUUACUACUCUUUGCAGUGGAAAAAUUAUUCAUAAAACUAUUCCUACGAAGGCCACAAAGCCUAAGAAUGUUUCAGAGACCAUUAGUGAUGAUAUUGACAAAUCCAACCCAAGUGAAGAAAUGAAGUGUCCUUUUCCUGCACAUUUUCCUCAAAGAAUUCCGAAUGUGGAUGAUGAUGAUACUAUGGAGGUAAACAUGAUUAAGACUACUAUGCAUGAACAAUUUUCUCUCAUAUCUUCUAUUGAUCCUCUUGAAGCGGGUCUGACCCAUUUUAAUGAUUUUGACGAGGAUAGUGUGCUUAAUUCUAAUUAG